CUCCUUUUCCUGGUCUGCUGUGCUGCCUUGGUUCGUCGACGAGGCGGCGCUCGCCAGGCUCGGCAGAUCAGCUCGCCUCUCACGUUCAAAGCAAGGACGUAUUCACUAUAGUACGAAAAUCACCUUUUUGCGUCUUGCCCCGUCGGUGAAUUCAGUCGCACUUUUCUUCACCGGCAGGCGCUCGCGAUUAUUUGUUUGACCCGCCUGUUACUCUCAAUCGAGUUCUUCGCAUGUCUCCUCGCAGGUCAUGCGUGAGAUCCGGAGACUCGGCUGGUGCCUUGUCUGGUCUCGCUGCGCCUGCAUUCUCCCAUGUUCUUGGCGUUUUUGCUGUCGCGUGCUUCUCACCUUCACGACUUCAGGGAGUCUUUGUUUGUGUCUCUCCCCUUAGUUUCCUGUUGCACGGCUGUUCCUACUACCGUUUCGUUUUCGGCGCAGGUCUGGUCACGCUCUCGUGACUGCAUUUCUGUUUCUUGUCGCUUCGGACGUUACUCACGCCUUCAUCAUGUUGGCGUUCGUCGCGGUAUACAUACACGGCACGGAGCUGCUUGCCCUUGUCGACACUGGCUCCGAGGCGACGCUCGUCUCGCUAUUUCUCGUCAACUGCCUCAAUUUGUCCAUCAACAGAGAGUACCGAGGUUUCGCAACUCACCACACAUCUUCUGCGUUGUCGUCGGCUGCGCCUGUCGUCCCUCCGCCUUGUCCUGUCCCUCCUGGUUCUUCUGCUUUUAGCUCGUCAGAUACUGGCUCUCCUGCUGCACCAUCUCGCGCGCUCUCACUGUCUAGUCGAGCUGCGGCAGGCAGAACUGCGCUGCACCUGAAUGAGAACCAGACAAGAGGCGAGUCCGGUACCCCUCGGGCUUGUGAGUCUCAGGAUGAGACUGAGGCGGAAAGCCAAGCGAACAACGAGGAAACAGAGACAGAGAAACGCGAUCGUCAAGUCGAGCAGGCGGCGGCCGCCUCCCAUCUUCCCGCGUCUCAAGUGUCUGUACACGGCGCAGGGUCGGCCAUCGUUGGCCGAGUGGAAAACCUCCAAGUCACCUUUCCUGUUUUCUCUGUAGAGACAGAAGACCUCAACGAGCGAUCAGUAGAGGCCACGACAGGCCCCCGAGAAACCAAGGAGACAGACGAAGAGCGACCUGCGCAAGCAGAGGCCACCGGCGCCAUCGCAUCUCAGAACCAGUCAAGAGGAGCCGAAGCUGCAUGCGAUCGGGAAGCGCCGAGAAACAGCCGUCUUGAAUUUCGAAAGCCUUGCUUACUGCCAGUAAUAUGUGACGCCAUCGUUCUGGAGGAACCUUCACAGCAUUAUCAUUCGUCCCUGCCCCGCGCAGCUUCCUCCUCUACCCCUUUGUCUUCCUCUGUCCGGACUUCUUCUGUUUCUUCUGCUCGUUCGCCUUCUCCCGUUUCUGCUUCUUCGUCUGUUUUGCCUGCUUCACAGUUCUUGCUUGUCUUGGGGCUGGAUGCGUUGGUGGCGCUUGACGCUGUCGUGGACCUUCCCCGUAGGCGGCUGUUGAUUGGAAAUGGCCGCUUUGCAGCUACGCUCUUCUUCGGCGACCCUUCGGCGUUAGGUGCUUAUCUGAGAUAA
Messenger RNA from Toxoplasma gondii ME49, 1582 nucleotides. RefSeq lists its product as hypothetical. NCBI's taxonomy places the organism in Eukaryota, Apicomplexa, Conoidasida, Eucoccidiorida, Sarcocystidae. The record is from RefSeq and is a predicted model, not a curated record. The coding region runs from base 503 to 1582 and encodes 359 amino acids. The transcript has a single exon.